Messenger RNA from Arvicola amphibius (Eurasian water vole), 567 nucleotides. RefSeq names its product solute carrier family 22 member 27-like. NCBI's taxonomy places the organism in Eukaryota, Metazoa, Chordata, Mammalia, Rodentia, Cricetidae. The record is from RefSeq and is a predicted model, not a curated record.
AUGGAGUUUACUUUCUUUGUGGCAAGAGAUCUCCUGGAUCAAGUUGGCAGCCUGGGGCAAUUUCAGAUCCUUCAGAUGAUUUUCAUUUUGAUCGGCAAUAUCACCGUGGCUCCCCAUUCUAUACUGGAGAACUUCACAGCAGCUAUACCCAGUCAUCGAUGCUGGGUCCAUUUCCUUGACAAUGACACUGUCUCUGAUAAUGAAAGUGGGAUCCUGAGCAAAAAAGACCUCCGAAGGGUCUCCAUUCCUUUGAACCCCAAUCUGAGGCCAGACAAGUGUCAUCUUUUUUGGCAACCACAGUGGCAUCUCCCUCAUCAGAAUGGCACUGUCACCAAUGUGACAGAGACAGACAUAGAGCCCUGUGUGGAUGGCUGGGUGUAUGACCAAAGCACCUCCCUCACUAUUGUGACUGAGUGGCACCUGGUUUGUGAAUCUCAGUCACUGGAUUCAAUAGCUAAAUUUUCAUUCUUGAGUGGUACGUUAGUAGGAAAUAUUCCAUAUGGCUGCUUAACAGACAGGCUUUACCCACAUUUACAGCUAUUUACACAUAUGCAUUAUAGGCUAUAA